GUUACAACUUGGCACUGAAGUGGAAUACACAACAAGAGUAAUCAGAUCCACACAACGAGACUAAUCGGAUCCACACCACGAGAGUAAUCAGAUCCACACAACGAGAAUAAUCGGAUCCACACCACGAGAGUAAUCAGAUCCACACCACGAGAAUAAUCGGAUCCACACAAGCAGACAAGCCAGCCAUGGAGAUGAUGCUUCCAAUGUGGGCCUUAUGCAUCUUGGCCAUCAUGUCCAUCAAUCUCUGCGAUGCCUCAAAGGGUGCCAAGAUGCACCACCAGGUUGACCAUCAUCAACACAAUCUCCACCGAUGCCUUUCCGAGCAGGAAGAGGUAACGCCAGAGAUCGUAAGAAAAUUCACCGGGAGGAACGUGUCCUGGAACAACUAUAUAGCCGUGAAACUGGUUCCUCACCUGGAGAACGUCGAGGCGAAGAAUAAGAGAAGACGCAAGAGGUCGCAGGAAAAAGAAUGCCCCGUCCAGGAAUUUCAGCAAAGCGGCCACGACGACCAAUAUGCCAAGCGUUCCCUCUCGCCAUGGUCCUACCACAUUGACUACGAUGAGAACCGGUACCCACAGAAGCUGGCAUUUGCCCGUUGCCUAUGCACCGGGUGCAUCGACGCCCAUUCCAUUAAAGAGACCUUCAGCCUGAACUCGGUGGCCAUCCACCAGACCAUGAUGGUCCUGCGCAGGAAGCCCUGCCCGAAUAACGAGUCGAGCUACACCUUUAAAUUGGACUACAUCAAAGUCCCGGUGGGGUGCACGUGCGUGCGGCCGCGGAGGAGCUUCCAGCAGUAACACGAGUAGGAAGCAAGAAUGCUCCCAUGGAGCCCUCAUUCUGGCGCUUAUUCUUCCUGACCUGUGACUAUGUCACACCGAGUAUUGUUUGUUCUAGAACAUUUCUGAUUUUAUUUAAUUUGUGAGAUAACGUUUAUAUUGUGUAUAUAACAUUGGGGGGGGUCUGUGGUAAAUCAGCC
Spea bombifrons (plains spadefoot toad) is the source of this 976-nucleotide messenger RNA. RefSeq names its product interleukin 17C (gene IL17C). Gene Ontology annotation, molecular function: cytokine activity. Gene Ontology annotation, cellular component: extracellular region. Gene Ontology annotation, biological process: inflammatory response. NCBI's taxonomy places the organism in Eukaryota, Metazoa, Chordata, Amphibia, Anura, Pelobatidae. The transcript has 3 exons. Bases 186 to 797 code for a protein of 203 amino acids. The record is from RefSeq and is a predicted model, not a curated record.